Molecule: messenger RNA, 5087 nt
Organism: Stylophora pistillata
Lineage: Eukaryota; Metazoa; Cnidaria; Anthozoa; Scleractinia; Pocilloporidae
Biological process (GO): cGMP biosynthetic process; receptor guanylyl cyclase signaling pathway; intracellular signal transduction
Cellular component (GO): plasma membrane
Molecular function (GO): guanylate cyclase activity; peptide receptor activity; adenylate cyclase activity
Source: RefSeq, a predicted model, not a curated record
GAGCUAAUCUAUAAAAACUCAGUGGCAAGUAAAAUGGUUUGGUUUUUGUCUUGCGUUUGAAAUGCUAGAUAAUUACAAAUUCAUUUAAGAAAAGGCUUAGUUUAGAUCUUCUGAGUGCGACGGAGCACGUUGAUUGAAAAGUCUUACAACAACAGUAGAAUAAACUAUAAAGGAUUGUUGAUAACGUUCUAAACUUGCAAGUCCAGCCUCUUGCUUUCCAGCCUCAAGUUUGCCUGAUUGGACAACACCGGUAUUAAGAUGUUGGACUUUCUGCAGAAUCUCACAUAUUACGCUUGAAGUGGAGCAAAUUGAGAUGCACUACUGAAUCUUGUUUAAAUCAACAGUCCUGUAACCUCCAAAAAAAAACAGCUGAAAAUGGCACUUAACCUAAAAGGUGGCAGGAGGGCGUAAAUACGACCGGUCAGAGUUGAUGACUUAGUGACUGAAGCACCUCCAGCUCACGCAAAGCUGCACUGUAUACGUUUUGGGUCUGACGUUCUUUGUCAAGUGAAAUGUAAUAAAGGGUACGUUCCUGAUCCUGAAAGGCCCCAUGCCAGCUCUUAUAUGAGGCGCGAGGGCAAGUGGACAACCUAUCCCCAAAGAAUGCAGUUUCCUUGGGCUGACUGUGUGUUGGCAUCUCAAUAGAAAUCGACCAGCAAUGGCUUUCCUGCAGAGGAUUUCUCAUUUCCUUUCUCUGAGUUGUUUGGAGCAAUAGGAUACCAAAGAUAAUCAAUAAAACCAGAGCACUGGGAAACACGGAAUAACCUGUGUAGCUUCAUUUAUAGAUGAUAGUAUUAGAGUUUGAAAAAGAAAAGAAACCCGAGCAAAAAAGAUCAAAAGAAAGAACGCCAGAAAAUUGCUAAUUUGCUCAUUCUCUCUUUGUUUCCUUAUCUAUUCUAAUAUUCGCACACACAUUAAUUUGUGCUUGAGGCUAAGCCACAAGACAAAAUUAUCGAUUACAUUUUAUGGCAUUUACACUCCCUGGAAACCUGUCAGUAAACCGUACAAUAUUUUCAUGUAAUAGCGAGUAACAUCUAUCGCCAUUACUCCUGAUUGAGCUAUUUUUAAAACAAAGGUUUUUAAGGGAACCUAAUUGGAAAUGCCUUUUGAAGAUGAAACAAUAAGAUUGAUAAAAUAUAAAAACCAGCAGCAACGAAAACUUAAAAAAAAUUAUAUUAUCUUUAAAACUUGGGAUAUGCACCAGACAGAUGGAAGUUGUAAAGAUUAUAACUAUCUAAGCUGUUAGGUCCAGUCCAGCGUAUCCCUACAAUGAGGUUCAUGAGUCGCGUCUUUAAUUCGUAAAUUUAAAAGUUUGCCAAUGCUUCAAGCAAUUUAUAUGCUUAAACCGCUGAGAAAAAACAAAGUCAGUCUUAAGUCGAUAAAAAGAAAGGUUCUCUCUUAUUCCUAAUGUUCUCGCAACGGUCAGGAAUUGCACAAAAGCUUCUUUUUGAAUAUGUUCAAUUCCAUGAUCUGAAAGUUAAUUCUCCCAACUAAUACCAUUCAUUCUGUGUUGGUCAGUGUCACGACUUUGCUGAUAUAUCAAGCCACUUUCUAAUCAGUGGAUGAGAAUAGUUUUUCUCUCUUACUCCUGAUGGCAAGUAGAACGUGUUUACCUAUGUACGUAACUACGAGAGUUAAAGAGUUCUCUGUCACGAAAAAACAUUUUUCUACCGCUUUGUCAAGUAACACUAAGGCAAGCUUUCCUCUCUUACUUGAUAAGGAUCCUUCAAUAUGUUAGUCACCGAAUGACGCAGAUAAAAGCUCACAGGAAAAACCUGAUACAAAGCUUUGCUAAGACUGCUUUUGAUUGAUGACAUUUUUCCUGAAUAUGACGAAAGUUGUUUUUGAUUCGUUGGUUUCAAAAGCCCAAAAGCUCCAAGCACAGGAAACGCAUGCUGCCAUUGUAGGUUUAUCCUUUUAUCGUCGAACAGUUGGAUAGUUGUUGAUCACUACUUUCUAAAGAGAAACUGACAACUUAAUUUUCCAGUACAAAAUAUUUUAACAUUUUAAACUGAUAACUGGACUGACAACACGUCCAUUAACAUUUUUAAAGCUGCUUGAUCACAAAAGAGUCUCACAACUAAAAGAAAAAAAGCAAAUUGUUUUAGUGAGAAAAUACCCCAUCUGACACGGCCAUCACGUUUAUAAUCGCAGGUAUUGUGUGGAAACAAAUUGGCACAGACCUAUAUUUAAAUAUCAAUUUCCUUGAACUCAUUUGCCUUUCGCUUCGAACACCUGUCCGAAAUUCCAGUUUAAGCGACUAAGCUGUGGAAAUUUUUAUUAUGAAAGAUGUGAAAACGUGGUACACGAGAUCAAAUCCUACCAAAGAAAUUCUUCAGAGAUUUCAAAACGUUUGAAGAUAAAUUGAGGGAAGGGUUUAAAAUGUUUAACUAAUCACACAAAUGGCAAUCAAUAAAGCGGCUGGCUUUUUUCGUUCAUGCUGGCGAUAUGACGUCACUACAUCGGCUGGCCGUCGCAUACAGUCGCUGAAGAUCAUCGGUGUUGCAAUGAUAGCGGUACUUGGCCUUCUUAUCUUCGUUGUUGAGGAUGUCCGCCAGGCGCAUAAAAGUAUUGAUUUAGCAAACGACAUGGAAGAUAAGUUGCAAUCAAGUCUUCAGGUGGCAUUUCUUAUUCAUCGUUUGCAAAUAGAGCGUGGCCUUACGGUAUUGUGCCUUAGUUCCCAGAGUUCAGGAACAAUAACGCAAAGUGUUUACGACAAGAUGAACGGUGCCCGGGACGAAACGGACAAGGUUCUGGCAGCAACAGAGUGGCCUUUCUCCAUUAAACCUAUCCUUAUCAACGCCAACCAUUUUCAAGAAUAUUUGAAGAAUCACAGGGACGCUGUUGGGAAGAACUGUACGCACGGCGAGCCGGACGGUCAAAUUGAGUUUUAUACCCAUCCAAUAAAUUUGAUGCUUGAUUGGUUCUUUGACACGAUUAAGAAUACCUCCAAAGAAAUCAACGUGGAUAUGAUUGGCUACUACAUGUUCCUUGCCGGUAAGGAUAAAAUCGGCAUAGAACGAGCGCUUGGUGGAUCGUUUUUCGCCAAGGGACAAUUUAAUAACAGCAACCUGGUGUAUUAUGCAAACCACAGUAUACUCGGAGGAGAUUACUUGAGGUCGAGUGGCAUGCUAAUGCCCGAAAUUAGUGAGGAGUUAAAUCAAAAUUUAAACGACGCCCUACUUGCUUCGAUUGAAAAAAACCGAAGCGUGAUUUACGCAAAUAAAGCCAGCAAUGGGUCAGCACACAAAGGCGAAGAAUGGUUCGAUCUCAUGACGGUCUACCUUAACAAGUUGUUCCAGGUACAAAGGAAUGCAGGAGACAUCCUUAAAAAUCGCUUGGAAGACGCAAAGAAAACUAAAAAGUCAGACUUAGCCUUGCGAUUGUCAUUUCUCACUUUUACAUUCCUUCUGAUUCCCUUCCUUGUAUUUUCUGUUCACCGAAUGACUGGAACGAUUCAAAACUACACAUUUAAGCUGGCACAAAAGACCUUGGAACUACAAGAAGAGAAGAGACGAGCAGAUACACUCCUUUACCAGAUGUUUCCUCAUUCCGUCGCCGAGAUGCUUAAGAAAAAGCAGCAGAUUCCGGCAGAAUACUUUAAAAGUGUGACAAUAUUCUUUAGUGACAUCGUCGGCUUUACCGAGAUGUGUUCUGUCAUGACUCCAUUGCAGGUAACAGGGAUGCUAGACGCGGUGUAUGGUGUGUUUGACGAGCGCAUCAAUACAUAUGACGUGUAUAAAGUGGAGACAAUUGGUGAUGCAUACAUGGUUGCAUCUGGGCUUCCCGAACGGAAUGGAAUUCGACACGCUGACCAAAUAGCUCGCAUGGCGCUUGAUUUGCUGACCGCAGUUGAUGAAAUGGAGCUGCCUCAGUUCUUUACAGGAAAACUCACAGUGCGUAUUGGAAUAAAUACUGGACCAUGCGUGGCUGGUGUUGUUGGCACCAAAAUGCCUCGAUACUGUUUGUUUGGCGACACAGUGAAUACUGCUUCAAGAAUGCAAACAACAGGAGAACCUCAAAAAAUACACAUAACAGAAGAUACCAAAGUCAUUUUGGACCAGCUUGGAUGCUACGAAGCCGAAUUCAGGACCUACUUAGAGGUUAAGGGCAAGGGAAGGAUGCGUACAUACUGGCUGAACGCUGUUUCACAAGAUAUUUCCUUGUAAAUACCAACCUAUUUUCACUGUCGUAUGAAUGUAAUAUUCGUCUUUAUAUAUGUCAGUUAAAAAUUUUUAUAGAUGGUAGGACUCUUCACUUUUAUAUGGGGUACUGUGCUAUGGGAUUCGUCCAGCUACAGGCACGAGAUACACGAACGGAUUUAAAUGAGUGGAUGUCUCAUUUCUUCAUUUCCGCAGCCAUUAGACGGAAAAAAUGAAGCUCUAUUUCAUCAUCGCGACAUUUCGCUAACUUGUUAGAAAAUUGUUUGUAAUGACUAAAUUUCGUGAACAGUUAAAGCUAAUGUUGCCUAUAAUAUAUCACUGCUUCGCUUAAUAAUUAAUAUGAAAAAGACAGAAUUCAAACAUUUCAGCAAUUGAAGAUGUAACUGACACUUGCACUGCCUUUAAAUUGGUCUCAGUGAAAGAGUAAACUAAUAUAAUUUUCCAAGUUCUUGGCUCCAUUUCAGGGAACUUAACGACGAAAGCGUAUUCCUGUAGUUGUAAGUUAUUGAAGACUGUUAUCUUAAAAAGAAAACAGAAAACUCGACCGGUAUUUGUUUAAAAAAAUGUACUAAACAAAACUAGAGAGUUAUUUAUAAUAAAUAGCUCUUAGAUGUUUAAGUUUUAGCCAUAACGCUGCUAUACGCGGUGAACUCUGCCAUACCAUAUCUUACCUUGUUAAGCAUUUUAAUUUGUAAGAGUCAAUUUGAUUGUACAACCGCACAACAACUUAUUUCAUCGUACUGUUCUACUUUCCGCAUUCGUUCACUUAUAUAUUUUAAUAGAGACUGAGUAGUGUUCAUAGUAAAACUUACUCAAAAUUAAACAUAUGAGUUCAUUAUACGACUUUACCAUGAGGAAACUAUGUAAUUUAAAGUUUUUACAUGGUUUGCACCAUUGAUACAUACAAUAAACAGCACAACUAUG